AUGGCAGCUCGUAAUACUCUGCGUCGCUCUCUCCUAUAUGUCCCGGGAUCCUCCCAACGCUUCCUAGACAAGUCCCGCUCAUUAAGAGCCGACUGUCUCACCUACGAUCUAGAGGACAGCGUGACCCCGCACAUGAAAGCAGAGGCCCGCAACCUCGUGCGAAGAGCAAUUGACCAACCUUCGCCAUCAGGGAUCCGCGAACGAGCCGUGCGGAUUAACUCCGUAGACAGCGGGCUCGCACUAGGCGAUCUGACCGAAGUGCUUAAAUCGCCGAACUUGACUACAAUCGUCAUUCCCAAGGUCAACUCGGCCUCUGAUUUGACAUUCGUUACGGAUGUCGUGAACCAUACACUUGCGCAGCAAGAUAGAACUCCUAUCUCGCUUUUGGCGCUGGUAGAGUCAGCCAAGUCUCUCACGAACCUUUCUCAGAUCUGUGCCGCCUCGCCCCUGCUACAGGGUUUGAUUUUCGCGGCCGAGGACUUCGCUUUGGAUUUGAGUAUCACGCGAACACCCUCGUUGACGGAGUUUUUGUUUGCGCGAUCUGCGAUCGCGACUGCGGCGCGAGCCGCCAACCUGCCUUCGACUAUUGACCUCGUUUGUACCGCCUACAAGUCUGAGAAGGGCGAUGGGCCGCCUGCUGUUUUGCAGGAGGAAUGUCGUGAUGGCAGACGGUUAGGUUUCAAUGGUAAGCAGUGUAUCCAUCCAACUCAGGCGAAGGUUGCGGAUGAAAUCUUCGGGCCGGAUGCUGGGGAGACGGAGUGGGCUAUGCGGGUUGUCAUUGCGGAUGAGAAGGCUGCUAAGGCAGGACGAGGUGCUUGGACUCUUGAUGGAAAGAUGAUUGAUGUUCCCGUUGCGCAUAAGGCUAGGGCUAUUGUCAAGAAGGCGCAGGCUUGUGGGGUUGAUAUUGACGCUCUGAGGGGGGAAUGGGAACAUCAGGAGCCAGAAUAG
This is a messenger RNA of Penicillium brevicompactum, 948 nucleotides long. Its product is annotated as HpcH/HpaI aldolase/citrate lyase family protein. Gene Ontology annotation, molecular function: catalytic activity; magnesium ion binding. The record is from RefSeq and is a predicted model, not a curated record. The coding region runs from base 1 to 948 and encodes 315 amino acids. Lineage: Eukaryota; Fungi; Ascomycota; Eurotiomycetes; Eurotiales; Aspergillaceae. Gene Ontology annotation, biological process: oxaloacetate metabolic process. The transcript is spliced from 3 exons.